AUGGCAAGUCACGGCAUUCCCCGCGUCUCUGGGGCGUCGCUGGACAAAAGCGAGCAGGCCAAGCAGAAGGAGCGGAAGCAGAUCGACCAAUACAAAGCACUCGAGAGCGAAGUGACCGAUCGGAUCAAGGCCAGAGACUACUCAAACGCCACCUUUCAGGCAACCUCGAAGCUCUUAUCACAGAAUCCGGAGUACUACACGAUAUGGAAUCACCGGCGCCGUCUACUGCAGGACGUUUUUGCUCGAGAGCUCGCCACCGGACCUUCAGGUCCGCUGAUUGACGAGACAGAUGCUGCGGCUGCCCAGAAGGCCGGCCUGACGCUAGCCCAACAUGAGAUCGCACUCCUCGUUAAAGAAGACCUCUUAUUCCUCAUUCCGCUGCUGAAGCAGUACCCCAAAUGCUACUGGAUCUGGAACCACCGCUCGUGGCUUCUGUCGACAGCAACCCAGCACCUCCCAGUUCACAACUCGUCUGAGUUGUGGCAAGGCGAGCUUGGCCUUGUCACCAAGAUGCUGAGUCUCGACAGCCGCAACUUCCACGGCUGGGGCUAUCGCCGUCAGGUAGUCAAGGAGAUCGAACAGCUCAACGGAUCCAGCAUGGCUGAGAGCGAGUUCACUUACACAACUAAGAUGGUUGAAACGAACCUGAGCAACUUUAGCGCUUGGCAUAACCGCAGCCAACUGAUUCCACGCAUACUAUCGGACCGACAAGCCUCCAGUAAGCAGCGGCAGACAUUCUUCGACAGCGAGUUCGAGCUUAUCACUCGCGCUCUAUAUACCGACCCGUACGACCAGAGUCUAUGGUUCUACCAUCAGUACCUCAUGGCUACGCUCGACGCUUCGAACGAUCAGGCCCUGCCUAUUCUGGACCCGUGCACGAAUACGGGACGCGUAGACUACCUCGAGCGCGAGAUUGACAGCAUCAAGGAAAUGCUCGAAGGCGCUGAGGACUGCAAGUAUAUCUACCAAGCACUUCUAGAGUACUCAAGUCGGUACAUUGAGGUCGAAGCGGGUAACAAGAAAGUGAGCACUGUAGAGCUGCGGGAGUGGUUGGAUGAACUGCGGAAGCUGGACCCAUUGAGAGCCGGGAGAUGGCGCGAUUGGCAGGAGCAAUUGAAGCUCUAA
This is a messenger RNA of Baudoinia panamericana UAMH 10762, 1125 nucleotides long. RefSeq lists its product as uncharacterized. The transcript is spliced from 3 exons. NCBI's taxonomy places the organism in Eukaryota, Fungi, Ascomycota, Dothideomycetes, Mycosphaerellales, Teratosphaeriaceae. Gene Ontology annotation, cellular component: cytoplasm; Rab-protein geranylgeranyltransferase complex. The record is from RefSeq and is a predicted model, not a curated record. Bases 1 to 1125 code for a protein of 374 amino acids. Gene Ontology annotation, biological process: protein geranylgeranylation. Gene Ontology annotation, molecular function: Rab geranylgeranyltransferase activity.